Poecilia reticulata (guppy) is the source of this 2421-nucleotide messenger RNA. It is a transcript of the gene dxo, whose product is annotated as decapping exoribonuclease. Gene Ontology annotation, cellular component: cytosol; nucleus. The record is from RefSeq and is a predicted model, not a curated record. Gene Ontology annotation, molecular function: mRNA 5'-diphosphatase activity. Lineage: Eukaryota; Metazoa; Chordata; Actinopteri; Cyprinodontiformes; Poeciliidae. Gene Ontology annotation, biological process: nuclear-transcribed mRNA catabolic process; NAD-cap decapping.
GUAGCAUGCCAGGCUAGUUAGCAGCCCCGCAAAUUUAAAAAUACGUUAACUUUCUUUAUUGGUUCAAUUCUGAAGAAAUGUUAUUUAGUUAAAUACAUACAUUUUAUUAUUUUAUAGGUGACAGAUGAGCAGUUUGUGUUGUGUUCUUUGAUCAGAAGAUCAAUCUUUCAAUCCAUGGUCAGUAUGUCUCAUAGGUCAAGGUCUUUUCUGUGUUAGGAAUGGACCGGCACAGAUCCCGCAGCCCUACUUCCAGCUCCCACCACCACUAUUCCCCAAACAGACGGGGAGGCGAUAACAGGAGACGAAACCACUGUGACGGUGCACAAUUCAGACCCUCAAAUCACCACCUGCAUCAGUCCAGUGCUACUCCAAGGCAAACCCCACCAAGGUCCCAGACCUUAAGCACAAGGAGGGAAGCRUAUGAGAGAGACUUUCCAUUGUACAAGCAGCCUGUGGAAGUGGGCUGUUUCUCCCUGGACUCUCAGCGUAGGUUUUUCAACGACAGCAGGCAGAUGAGAUUCUACGUGGAACCUGAGCGAAGUCCCAAUUUUGAUCUGAGGGAUGGGUACAGGGAACGAUAYGUGAAGAGGGACGAAAAYGUCAAGGAGAAGCUGGAUCACAUUCUGCGGUGGAUCGUAGCCAACAGGUCAAAGCUGAAAUCCAAGCUGACCACAGAUGCCUCAUGCCCGUUAGACUUUGACUUUGUGACCUGGCGGGGACACCUGACCAAGCUGCUCACUACGCCGUACGAGACCAGAGAGGGCUGGUUGCUGGCGGUGACCAGGUUUAACGGCACGCUCUACAUCAGCGAGGUGGAGACCGAAGCUGCUCGCAGGGAACGAGAAAACCGCCCAGAGAGGAACAAGGAGAUGAUGUACUGGGGAUACAAGUUUGAACAGUACAUGUGUGCAGACGACACAAACAGUGAGCCUGACCCCAGCGGAGUGGUCAACACCAACGAGGCCUUCUGCACCGUGGUCCAGACCCGACUCACGGACCACAAGCUUCUGUUCUCUGGUGAGGUGGAUUGUCGGGACAGAGAUCCUGGUGCUCCACCUCCUCCUGCCUGCUACGUGGAGCUGAAGACCUCUGCAGAGAUCUGCACUCCCAAACAGCGCAGCAACCUCCACAGGUUUAAACUGUUGAAAUGGUGGGCCCAGUCUUUUCUCCCCGGGGUCCCUCGGGUGGUUGCGGGUUUCAGGGAUCAUGAUGGGACCGUCGUUUCUGUGGAGACUUUUCAGAUCUCCAAGAUUUCACAGCUCAUCAAGAACGAAUACAACUGCUGGAAGCCAACAGUGUGCAUGAACUUCUGCUGCGACUUCCUGUCUUUUGYGAAGCGUGAAGCUACUGAGGACAAUCCUAGUGUGGUGUACUUGUUUUCCUGGGAGCCACACAACGACGUGACCUACUCAGUCCACCGGGACUCCCGAUAUACCUUCCUGCCUGACUGGUAUAUUAAGGAAAUGACCAGGUCUCCAGAAUAACAACARCCAUCCUCUUUCAGGAUUCCUACAAUGCUUUAAAAUUAUGGAAUUUUAUGGAAGUGUUUUCCAGAUCUGGAAGUUUUUGAACUUGCWGAUCCUACUCCCUGCUCCCUCUUUCCGAAAGUUGCAUCCUCUUAAUUAUCGUUAGUAAUUGCUUGUGGGUUUUAGAACUAAAACCUGAGUGUGGAAAAUGACGUUUUGUAUUUAUGUUUCUGAAAAUAUAUAAAAAUGAAGAAAAAAAAGACAUUUUAAGUCUGGAAAACUGAAUUUUGAUAUUAAAAUCUUAUCGGAGCGCUGAAUUCUGAAGUUUUCCUCGACACGAAAAGUUCAACAAACGUAAGCAUCCGUCGCUUCAUCAUCUUCUGGGAAGAUUUUUUWAAAAUAAUAAACAUUGUUCUUUGUUUUGUGCAUGGUAAUUUAAAAUAAAACGAUCUGUAAUUUUUUCAUGAUUAUUUUAUUGUUUCCUUGUUUUAACAGUCAUUUUGAUCCAGAAACCAUCAAGUAAAAAAAAAAAAAAGAAGAAAUCUUUAACAAUUGAAAUGAAAAAAAAAGUCAAAUCAAAUGUUAUUUCUUUAACAGUAUUUCAUGUAAAUCUACAUUUUUUUUAAUUCUUAAUAAAAUAGAUAAGACGCUUGUGAUUUAAUGUAGUAUUUAUCCAAAUGUGUCCUUUUGUCUUGUUUGGAUUUAUGURUUUCUAUUAAGACUUCAGCUCAGUACAACGAAACAUCAUGAAACACGUAUUACAGUCGGAGAGCRAGAGCACAUUGUGAUACAGCAGCACCAGGAAACCUUAAAUAAUGGAAGACAAAAUGCUCAGAGGAUAGAAAACCGUUCCCAUGGUAACCCCACAUAGUUCCAAAGCUCUGAGGCACUUAUGUAGAAUUAGCUCCGACCUCCACGUCUGUUAAWAUCAGCUUUAAAUACUUGCACUGUUAGA